Molecule: messenger RNA, 1896 nt
Organism: Cuscuta campestris
Lineage: Eukaryota; Viridiplantae; Streptophyta; Magnoliopsida; Solanales; Convolvulaceae
Source: the annotation of a GenBank genome assembly
CGAACUCCCAAAAAUGCUAACCUCCAAACACGGCCUUAGGGGGAGGAUGGAAUAAUUUGAAGGGGGAAGCCGGGAAGGUGAAAGACGAUGUCGGAACGGCACCAUUUCCCGGAAGAACUCUUGAUCGAAAUCCUGAAAAGGCUCCCCGUUAGGUCCCUCGUCCGCUUCACCGCCGUUUCCAAGUCGUGGUUCCUCUUCAUCACCAGUCCCGCCUUCGCCUCCGCCCACCUCCGCCACUCCCGCUGCAAAGAUAAUUCCGGCCGGAACCUCCUCCUCCACCGACGUGUACGACAUCCGACCAGAAAGGGUAAGUAUGAAAUACUCUGCGAAUCUGAUCAUCAAACACUUACCCCGAUCAGCUCUCCGGAGCUCCCCCUUUCGAUCCCCGACGGGAACGAGAUACUUAUCAUGCUCGGCUGCUGUAACGGCGUCGUUUGCUUAGUCUCCAAUCCCUAUAGCGAGUCCAGAUCCAUAUACCUUUGGAACCCUUGUAUUCAGAAGCUUAUGACCUUGCCCUCUGCUGCAAUUAUUAGACCCUGGUGCUCCUCCGUACUAGGGUUUGGUGUUGAUCCAGAGGGUGGUCUCAAGGUUGUCAGAGUUGUGCUUGAAACGGAGAAGGGAUCGAUUCGGAGGGUGUCGGAUCAUGUUGAGAUUUAUUCACUCGGCACGGGGACGUGGAGAAGGAUAUCUGUUGUUGGGGUGAAUCCCUGUAAGAUCAUUUUAGUUCAGUCUCAGACUUUUGUCCAUGGAGCAGUGCAUUGGAUUGGGUCCAAAUUGAUGGACGACAAUGCGAGACAGAACUGUAUAAUUGUGUUCUCCAUGAGUGAUGAAGUUUUUAGUGAGAUUAUGCUGCCAGAUGAAUUGGCCAAUGCGGGUUCAAGUUCUUCAAAAUACUUGAGAAUGGUGGCGUUUGGUGAGUCUGUUGUUGUUUCUUGGCAAACUGUAGGGAUGGAUGGCCUUUCGUUUGAGUUGUGGAUGAUGAAAGAGUACGGAGUUGUGGGAUCUUGGUGUAGGCUACAUCGUAUGGAACCGGUUGAAUGGGUCAGGGAAGUUGUUUGCCUUAGGAAAAAUGGUGACGUUUUCAUCUCUACUAACGACGAGGAGGAUGGUGAGCUUGUUUCGUACUGCCCGAAUACUGGAGCUGUUAGUGAACUUGGAAUCUAUGGUUCCGACAACAUAUUUUACGUUUUUGAAUACUUGGAAUCUCUUGUUCUGCUUCAAGAACAAAGCUGCGUUAUUGAUGGGAUAUCUGAAGAAAUGACAAGUUUGGCGUUGAUUUGAAGAGGAGAAUAGGUUUGGUCGCUUGCUUAAAGGGUUAUGAUGCAAUGUGUCAAGCACAUGAGAAAGUUAAUGGAUGCUGGAGAGAUGCUGCAAAAUGGAGACUUGAUAUUGGGUCUGCAAAGGAUUCCAACAUGAUUCUCAGUCGGUUUGUUUUGGUAAUGUAUUCGCGAUUGUGCUUUAGUAUAACAUUUGUUAGUAUUCGGUAUUGAACUCUUCAUCAUAUCAUACUCUUCGUAUUCAUUGUAAGCAGUAGAGAAUAGCUAUUGUAAAAUCAUCGGUGUAGACUGUUGAGGAUAGUGUUCCAAAAUCUUUGGAGCAAGCAAUCGAGGAUAAUCAUAGCCAAAUUCUCAGUGCAAUUGGUUGAGAACAGCUGUAACAAAAUCAUCAGCGUAAGCGGUUGAGAAUAACCGUUGUGGAAUACUCGUCAUAUUGGCGAGGAUUGUUUGUCAAGAUUGUGCGUUUCUUCUCGAAGGAUUCGAAGCCAACGCCUAAUGGAUUGUGAAUCCUAAAGUCGGAGCCUUUACGUAUUGGCGGGUUUGGAGUAGGAUUUUUUUGUAUAAGACCCCAAUGUACUCAAUUUAAUUUUUACACCAAUGCAGCAGAGAUGUUUUGCAU